AGGCGUGGCCAGCCCCGAAAGAAAGGCGUGGGGGGGAGCGCUGCGCCCCGGCCCAGCCGGCAUGAUGGGCCGCAGGUUCUGCCUGGCUCUUGCACUGGCUGCUCUCCCCACAGUGGCUGCCGUUGAAGAAGUACCUGUGGUUCACCAAGACUCCUGGGGAGACUUCUGGCUGUUCCGUUUCUUAGUCAAUGCUGCAGGCUAUGCGAGCAUUGUGGUGCCAGGCUUCUUGCUGAUCCAGUACUUUAAGAAGAAAAACUAUCUCGAGACAGGCCGAGGAGUUUGCUUUCCAGUUAUCAAAUCAUGUGUUUUUGGCAAUGAAGCCAAGUCAGGACACCAAGAUGAUGCCUUGCUGGCAGCUCGGAAUGAGACCGUAGAAUCCUCUACAGCCCGGCAAAUUUUUAAGCUACUGUUCUGUGCAACUGGCCUACAGAUUUCCUACUUGACUUGGGGUGUCCUCCAAGAGCGUGUGAUGACCAGAACAUACGGAGCAACUGAGUCAGACCCUGGCGAGAAGUUCAAGGAUUCUCAGUUCCUUGUCUUCAUGAACCGGAUCCUCGCCUGCACUGUAGCUGGCCUGUACUGUGCCCUGACCAAGCAGCCCCGCCAUGGUGCCCCCAUGUACAAGUACUCCUUUGCCUCCCUCUCCAACAUCCUUAGUAGUUGGUGCCAGUAUGAGGCGCUCAAAUACAUCAGCUUCCCCACACAGGUGCUGGCCAAAGCUUCCAAGGUUAUUCCGGUCAUGCUGAUGGGAAAGUUGGUGUCACGCAAGAGUUACGAAUACUGGGAGUACCUGACAGCAGCACUCAUCUCUGUAGGGGUCAGCAUGUUCUUGCUGUCCAGUACACAUGACAAACAUCUCUCUACUGUCACCACCUUCUCUGGUGUGAUCCUCCUGGCAGGCUACAUUGUCUUUGACAGCUUCACCUCUAACUGGCAGGAUGCGCUCUUCACCUAUAAGAUGUCCUCAGUGCAAAUGAUGUUUGGGGUAAAUGUCUUCUCAUGCCUCUUCACUGUAGGCUCACUCCUAGAGCAGGGAGCCUUACUAGAGUCGGUACGCUUUAUGGCUCGCCACUCUGAGUUUGCUGCCCAUGCUGUGCUUCUGUCAGUGUGCUCAGCCUUUGGCCAGCUGUUUAUCUUCUACACCAUCAACCAAUUUGGUGCAGCUGUUUUCACCAUCAUCAUGACAUUGCGGCAAGCCUUUGCUAUCCUCCUUUCCUGUCUCAUCUAUGGUCACGCAGUUACUGUGGUGGGUGGACUAGGAGUAGCUGUCGUCUUCAUAGCACUUUUUCUACGCGUUUAUGCCCGCAGCCGCAUGAAGAAGCGAGCAAAGAAGCCACCUGUUGAGACCACAGUACAAAAAGUUUAGGGGCUGCAAGGCAGCUGUAGCCCCCCCACCCAUGCCCUGGGACUGUCUCCAAACUCUUAAGCACUUGUUUAAUGUCUUGCAAUUCCAGCAAGGAGUCUGGAAGUGAAAAAAGUCUUUUCCCAGCUGAUCCUCCUUUGGACAACACUGCUGAGAUUGGCUUGGAGGAAGCAAAAGAGACCUUUCCUCUUGUUGCCUUACAGUCUGAGCAUUUCAAGUCUGCCAGGGUACUCUGCUAAAUGAGACUAGAGGCUAUUAAUACUUUAGGUUUCUUCUGCAGUGGCUUCCUUUGGAGAAGGCUCACAUGUGAACAAAGUACGUUGGGGUUUUCUUGUCCUUUGCUGCAGUACCCCUCCGCUUAUCACCUUGGAACUGCAUAUAAGGGCAUAACAAGAAAAACGCUUUUAAUUUUCUUAUUUUUAACCCACCCCCAAAAAACCCUGUUAUUGGAAGGGGAAGGUAGCGGAUCCUGCAAACCCCAUCCUUUUAACAAGAAAAAAGAACUGACUGGAGGCGGCUUUGGGCUGACCCAUCUGGCUUUCAGAAUGGUCCUGAUGUGUAAUAGGCCAUCAUAAACCAGAGCUUCCUCUUUUCAGGCUUGGAAUAGACCCCAUGUGUUCUUUUGCCACACUGUUGAACAUUUUCCACGUGUACCAUUCUUCAGUGUCCUCUGGUUCUUGCUUUUUUGUUAGUUGUCUAUUGAACAUCCAUCUUACUGCCUUGAACUACAAUUCCAAACUUUUUGAGGCUAUUCUUGGGAUGCUAUGUAUCAUCCUGGGAUGUAUAGCUGCUGCAUAGUUUAGAAAAGCACAAAUAUUGCCUUCUUGAAAUAUCUCUUCAGAACCAGUUCAAAAUGUGUCUGGGUUUUUUUUUAACUGCUCCAUACAGGUUAGGGUAGAAGGAAGGCAUCCCUACACAGACUAUUUCCCUGACCACCUUCAGCUUUUAAAGGGAUUCUUGGAUGCAUACUUGGUUCACACUGGGACCUAUCUAUCUGGAAGCAGCAUGUGCAUCCAGUCUUGAAUUCUGCUUCCAGCACAGCUAGUUCCCCCUGCAAAUGUUGAAUAUGUUCCAGAGUAUGUUGUGGAACAGGGAAGGUUGCAGAGAGUUUGGGGGCAUAUAUUGGUUGUGGAUGAGCCAGCUAUGAUGGAAGCAGCAUGGAUCAGGGUAUUGGGUUGCCUAGACUACUUGCAUUGCCUCAUGUCCCUGCUUUUUAUCCUCUUUCUGGGAGAUGUGGGGCAGGAUACCUUGGGAGGUUCUAUUUUGAUGAACUGGACAUUAUUGUCCUCUUCUCCACAUGCCGCUGCUUUCAAUCUUGAGUGCAAGGUUGGAGUUGACUUCACUGGCUCUGCCUAGGGAGCCUGGAUUUUACCCUUUUAACGUCAAGCUGACAUUGCGAAGGGGAAAUAUUUUUGCUACUUCUGAAACACAACUUCUCUCUCCUUUUUAUUUUAUUAAAAUUUAAAAGAUGCUGCAGA
Messenger RNA from Eublepharis macularius, 2841 nucleotides. It is a transcript of the gene SLC35B2, whose product is annotated as solute carrier family 35 member B2. Gene Ontology annotation, molecular function: 3'-phosphoadenosine 5'-phosphosulfate transmembrane transporter activity. Lineage: Eukaryota; Metazoa; Chordata; Lepidosauria; Squamata; Eublepharidae. The record is from RefSeq and is a predicted model, not a curated record. The coding region runs from base 62 to 1366 and encodes 434 amino acids. The transcript is spliced from 4 exons. Gene Ontology annotation, cellular component: Golgi membrane; endoplasmic reticulum membrane. Gene Ontology annotation, biological process: transmembrane transport.